AUGUCUUCAGGAUUCAAUGAUCCCAAGCUGUUGUACGCCAUCAACGGCGUCUCGGCAUACCACAUUGCCAACGGCAAGGAGGAACCCCUCACCCCCGGUGGCCCACAGACGCUCUCGCUGUUGAUGGUCCCCACGAGCUCCAUCUUUGCCGAUCCGUCUAUCAGCCCCGAGGCCGGCGGCGUUGAAGAGGACUUCUAUCUUCACCUCCACCUGCCUCCAGAGCUCGACCUCCCGCUCCCUGCCACGACGCAGAUCUACCACCAGCCGCCCAGAAGCUACCUCAUCCCGCGCUGGGACCUUGGCCCAGACAGCGGCGCCUUCACGAGAAUAGAGUUUCCUAGCAUCGAGAGCCGCAAGUCGAUCCAGGAGGAUGUAGAUACGUUCGAGACCAUCUUGGCGCAAUGUACCGCCUUCCUAGAGCGGUCUCCGCCGCCCAGGACCGGACAGAGCUCCAAAUCGGCAGGGCAUUCCAAGAGUGGGAGUCGCUCGCCGACCUUGGCGACUAAAGCAGCCGCCGCGGCCGGGGAGGAGCUACCCGCAUACAACCCCGCCGACUUCAAACCAGGCGAGGCGUAUGCGCGAGGGAGCCAGAGUGCCAAGGGUGCACCCGGCCAGAUUGUGCUCGUCGAUGAAGAGGAUGGAAGUGUCAUCGGAGAGCUAGCAGAUGGCUACCAGCUUAUCGAGCACGAGAAGUUGAAGCCCGGGUCGAAAGAUCCUGUUGAGAUCACGUUUCCAGCCGAUGGCGGGCAAAAAAUCGAUAUCGCGCCUGUGUCGGCGGAUAUGGUCGAGGCGGAGUUACACCCGGCCUAUAAGAAGUCGUUCCUAGUAUCCAACGCAUCGGCAGCAUCGCGCUUGAUAAUAACAGGGUCGGAUAUGGUAUCCAAACUCCUCCAGGGCCAAGCCGACAACUUCACAAAGAAGACGACGCCCAACUCCAAGCCCGUCACGUUCAAGCCCAGUACCAAGGACCACAUCCGGCGCAUCAGCACAUUCACGGGUGGAGCAGCCCAGCUGUCGGCCAAGACGGUGGGCCAGAUCGGCAGGGUGGCGCAGAAUGUCGGGGCCUCGCUCGGGGGCCACGCCAAGAAGGCAGGCUCUUCCAAGGGCUUCGGCCCCGACGGCAAGCCGCUCGAGACGUACAAGCCCGGCCUGCUCAACAAGAGCAUGAUGGCAUUUUCAACCGUCAUGGACGGGGUGGAGCAGGCUGGCCGGCACUUGCUGUCGUCGACGUCGGAGGCGGCCACGACGGUGGUGGAGCACAAGUGGGGCCCCGAAGCCGGCGACGUGUCGCGGAGUGUUGGCGGCGGGGUCAAAAACGUGGGCCUCGUCUACAUCGACGUUACGGGCGUGUCGCGGCGGGCCAUCUUGAAGAGCGUCGCCAAGGGCAUGGUGGUGGGCCGCACCGUCAGCGGGCAGGAUGUGAUUGUCGGCGGAGGCGACGGCGGCGUCGUCAACGUGGAUGACCCUGACGGUCUUGAGAAGAAGACCACCAUCGAGAACCAGUCGGUCGGCUCCAUGAGCGUCGCCGACGGCAAGCAACCGGCAAGCGCCUUGUCGCCUAGCUUGAACCGCUAG
Messenger RNA from Lasiosphaeria miniovina, 1575 nucleotides. RefSeq names its product senescence-associated protein-domain-containing protein. Gene Ontology annotation, cellular component: plasma membrane. The record is from RefSeq and is a predicted model, not a curated record. NCBI's taxonomy places the organism in Eukaryota, Fungi, Ascomycota, Sordariomycetes, Sordariales, Lasiosphaeriaceae. Gene Ontology annotation, biological process: cell division. The coding region runs from base 1 to 1575 and encodes 524 amino acids. The transcript is spliced from 3 exons.